AUGUCUGGCAACGGGAGCAGCAGAAACGGCGGACCAGACUCAGGGAAUAGAAGCCUGCGCUGUAGUCCAGAGGAGCCGUCUGGAGCGGAGGCCAGGAGGGAGACAUCCUCAGAUAUUGAAAUGAGCUUGAGAUUGACCAGAGAUGGUGGCGGUACAAGGGACGGUGGUGUCUCCAGCUUUGCAGGCACAGAAAGUCAAAGCACAGAGACGGAAAAUUCAAGUGAAGACUUCGACUUUCAAAGGAUGGAAGACAUUGACCGUUUCCUCCUCAAUGAUGAAAACCUAGUCCAUUACUGCUUAGAAGAAGAGGUGCCAGGAGAGGAAGAAGAGGGCGACGAGGAAGAAGAGGAGGAAGAGGAGGAGGAGGAAAUGGCAGAAGAACAGUCUCAGGUACAGUGCAACCAUGAUCAGUAUUUCUCAGAUAAGGAUCGGGCCCUGGAGAACUGGAUGUCCUCAGAGACAUCUGCCCUGCCCCGCCCUCGCUGGCAAGUCCUUACUGCUCUUCGAGAGCGGCAGCUGGGUUCAAGUGCCCGCUUUGUAUAUGAGGCAUGUGGGGCAAGGGUCUUUGUGCAGCGUUUCCACCUGCAGUGUGAGCUUAAAGGCCAUAAUGGUUGUGUCAAUACUGUGCACUUUAACCAGUGUGGCACCUGGCUGGCCAGCAGCAGUGAUGACCUUAGAGUGAUAGUGUGGGACUGGAUGCGUCAGCAGCCAGUACUGGACUUUGAGAGUGGCCACAGAAGUAAUGUCUUUCAAGCCAAGUUCCUUCCCAACUGUGGUGAUCCUACCCUAGCCAUGUGUGCCCGUGAUGGGCAGAUACGGGUGGCAGAGCUAUCUGCUACACCACACUGCAAAAAUACUAAGUGUGUGGCCCAGCACAGAGGAGCCUGCCACAAGUUAGCUCUGGAGCCAGACUCCCCUAAGUUCCUAACUUCAGGCGAAGAUGCAGUUGUCCUCGCCAUUGACCUCAGACAAGGCCAGCCCGCUUCAAAAGUGGUGGUAACAAAAGAGAAGGAGAACAAAGUGGGACUGUAUACAAUCCAUGUGAAUCCUGCCAAUACUUACCAGUUCGCAGUGGGUGGACGAGAUGAAUAUGUAAGAAUUUAUGACCAGAGGAGAAUUGAUGAGAAUGAGAAUAAUGGAGUACUCAAGAAAUUCUGUCCUCAUCACCUGAGCUCCUGGCCAGUUACAAUGAUGAAGAUAUUUACCUCUUCAACUCCUCUCACUGUGAUGGAGCCCAGUAUGUUAAGAGAUAUAAGGGGCACAGAAAUAAUGCCACAAUCAAAGGUGUCAGUUUCUAUGGCCCCAAAAGUGAGUUUGUGGUGAGCGGUAGUGAUUGCGGGCACAUCUUCUUCUGGGAGAAAUCAUCCUGCCAGAUUGUUCAGUUCAUGGAGGGGGACAAGGAAGGUAUCGUGAACUGUCUUGAGCCCCAUCCUUACCUACCUGUGAUGGCGACCGGUGGCCUAGACCAUGAGGCAAAGAUCUGGGCACCCACAGCUAAAACUACCACUGAGCUUCUUGGGUUAAAGAAUGUGAUUAAGCACAACAAGGAGGAACGAGAUGAAGAUAGAUUGCACCACAUUGACCUGUUCAACAGCCACAUGCUUUGGUUCUUCAUGCGUCACCUGACACAGAGAGGUCUUCAGCAGCCCCAGGGAGCUCCUGGAGUUGGGGCCAUGGGUGCACACUUGGAUGAGUCUU
Ceratotherium simum simum (southern white rhinoceros) is the source of this 1698-nucleotide messenger RNA. The record is from RefSeq and is a predicted model, not a curated record. Lineage: Eukaryota; Metazoa; Chordata; Mammalia; Perissodactyla; Rhinocerotidae.